Messenger RNA from Penaeus vannamei (Pacific white shrimp), 1490 nucleotides. NCBI's taxonomy places the organism in Eukaryota, Metazoa, Arthropoda, Malacostraca, Decapoda, Penaeidae. The record is from RefSeq and is a predicted model, not a curated record.
UCCAGUGAGCGAAGGUCGAUGUAAACAAACCUUACAGUCUCAGCCAGUUGAAUUCCGUAUCAGAAACAUGGAUAAAUUUGUUGUUCGCAUGCCAAGAAAUUCUCCAUCUUCAAGUCCAAGAAAAGGUGGAGUGAGAAAUUAUAAACAGUCUACCAUUGAAUCACUGAAGGGUGUUGUGAUUAUUGAAGAUCUUGAGAGAGCUAAGAUCAUUCUGGAGCGCAGUGACACCAAAGAUGAGUUGAAGAUUGACACACUUAAACACCUGAGAAAGAAAAUGCCGGCCAAGGAAGUUCUCGUAAAGACUGGGAUUGGGAAGACUGUUUACAAGUUAAGUAAGAGUAAAGACGAAGCAAUUGCAGCAGAAGCAAAGAAGGUGUACAAGCUGUGGAAAGACCACUUACUGAGCAAAGUUGGAAGGCCAGUAAUUGAAGUUAAAUGUGACCUCAAAACCCAAAACUUUCGGAAUUCUGCAAGACAGAUGAUAUUAGAUGGUCUAAAAAGGGAAGAGGGUGCAGAAGAAGGCCCGAGUUCUGAUGAAACAAAAAAAGAAGAGAAAAGAAAAGAAAAGAAAGAUGCUAAGCAUAAAUCAAAAAGAAAAAAGACAGAGGAUGAGGAUAAAGAUGCAAAGGAUAAAGAAGAAUGUGAUUCUAUUGAAGUCCUGGCAGAAUAUAUUGAAAGAGAAGUCUACCAAAGCACUAAGAGACUGGUCAACAAGCCUUAUAAAAGAACAAUAAGAAAACUAGUUUUUACUCUAAGACAUCACAAGGAUGUGAGAUUAUCUGUUGUUUCUUCCUCAUUGUCUGUGAAAGACUUUGUGAAGCAAAAUCUCCAAGAGUAGAUGCUUAAGGAGUGUGUCAUUUUCCUGAAUAAAAGUUAUUUUGAUGAAUACAAAAAAAAAGUCUGUAGGUUUAUUAGGUGAGGCUGAAGUUUGUACUAAAACCAGUAUUUUUUCAUUGGAUUUACACAACAGUAUAUCUACCCAUAUGAAAUAUACAACUUACCUGCAUUUUCCAAGGGGAGAGAUGCAUAGCGUAUGAAAUCGUAGAUAAGUUGAUUAAAACUCAUUUCAUGGUAGAGUAGAUGCCUCGAAAAUAGUAUCAUCACGAAAGACCAGUUGGUUCAGUAUGAUUAGAGAUGACCAGAAUUGAUUGUCAUAUUUAUGUGAUAAUAUUUUACUUAGGGUGCAUGAUUUAAUUUAUUGUAUUUAUUGAAUUAGUAAUCUUCAACUUUCAUGGAUUUGUGUAAGUACUGUGAAACUUUUAUAUACUGUUGUUUUUUACUUACCUUCAUUUAAGGUACUGUAGUUUAAUCACUAACCUAUGACUGCAUAGCCUUUUAAAAGUAUUUUCAUACAUGCAAGGUUUGUAUUAUGAGGUAGCUACUUGUACCUCAGAUUCUGUAAUUUUGAUAACUUCAUGCAGGGUACAAAGAUAACAAUAUUUUAUGAUGAAUUGUAAAGGAGAACUUCUUGAAUAAAUUUUAUACAAUGA